AUGCCCUCCACCUCUGCCUCGAGCUCGGCCGGCCGCCCUGCGCCCGACUACUGGAUCGACGGCUCUAAUAAGGACACCCUGACACACUACUUCGAUCUGGAGUCCGAGCUGGGACGUGGGGCUACAUCCAUUGUCUACAGAUGCAGGCAGAAAGGGACCCAGAAACAUUACGCCAUCAAAAAGUUGAAGAAGACAAUAGACAAGAAAAUUGUUCGUACGGAAAUUGGAGUUCUUCUUCGCCUCUCACAUCCUAACAUUAUAAAACUGAAGGAGAUAUUUGAGACCCCUACAGAUAUCAGCCUUGUUCUGGAAUUGGUCACAGGUGGAGAACUAUUUGACAGGAUUGUGGAAAAGGGUUAUUACAGUGAACGAGAUGCUGCUGAUGCUGUUAAACAGAUCCUGGAAGCGGUUGCAUACCUGCAUGCAAAUGGGAUUGUGCAUCGUGAUUUGAAGCCAGAAAAUCUGCUCUAUGCAACACCAGCCCCAGAUGCACCACUGAAAAUAGCUGAUUUUGGGCUUUCCAAGAUUGUGGAAGAUCAGGUGACCAUGAAGACAGUUUGUGGAACUCCAGGGUACUGCGCACCAGAGAUACUACGAGGAUGUGCCUAUGGCCCCGAAGUGGACAUGUGGUCUCUAGGGAUCAUCACCUACAUUCUACUUUGUGGCUUUGAACCAUUUUAUGAUGAAAGGGGAGAUCAGUACAUAUAUAAGAGAACCCUGAACUGUGAAUAUGACUUUGUGUCCCCCUGGUGGGAUGACGUGUCUCUGAAUGCCAAGGAUUUAGUUAAAAAGUUAAUUGUUUUAGAUCCCAAGAAACGCCUCACCACUCUGCAGGCUUUGCAGCACCCAUGGGUCACAGGAAAAGCAACAAAUUUUUUACACAUGGACAACGCACAAAAGAAGCUUCAAGAAUUCAAUGCCCGGCGUAAACUUAAGGCUGCAGUAAAAGCUGUUGUGGCAUCAACUCGUCUUGGCAGUGCCAGCAGCCACAGUGCUCAUGACAGCAACAAGCCCAGCUGUAGUGCAUCUCCUAUUCGUGACAGCAAGCCUGAAGAGAAAUCCACUCAGGAAGCAGAAGCAGCUCUAGAGGAAAUGUCUUAAGUCAAUGCACUCCCUUAUUACAGCUGAGAUCUGUCAUUUCAUACACCAGCUAACUUGUCAUUCAGCAGGACAGAUUCGUAAGCUUGACCUCUCUGGUUCUGCUUUGGGGUGCCAAAUGCACUGCUGGUGAUUCUACCUUCAAUGCAUGUGACUACUUAUGAAAAUAAUAAACUGUUC
Messenger RNA from Centrocercus urophasianus (Greater sage-grouse), 1278 nucleotides. It is a transcript of the gene CAMK4, whose product is annotated as calcium/calmodulin dependent protein kinase IV. Bases 1 to 1101 code for a protein of 366 amino acids. Gene Ontology annotation, molecular function: calmodulin binding; ATP binding; calcium/calmodulin-dependent protein kinase activity. NCBI's taxonomy places the organism in Eukaryota, Metazoa, Chordata, Aves, Galliformes, Phasianidae. Gene Ontology annotation, biological process: protein phosphorylation. The transcript has 11 exons. The record is from RefSeq and is a predicted model, not a curated record.